AUGCAGCAACCUCUGACCACACACAGGAGGCAAGAAUAUGCAGACAGUCAACCCUAUCGCAAACAGAUUGCGCCGCGAAGCAUCCGAAGACCCCGUUGCCUUCUGGGAGCGAGCCGCCGAGGGCCUCCCGUGGUUCCGCAAGUGGGACGAGGUAUUCGACUGGCAGCCUCCCUCCUUUCGCUGGUUCAGUGGCGCAAAGACCAACUCGCCUACAACUGCAUCGACCACCAUGUCAAUCGCGGCUGGGGCGGCCACGCAGCCCUCGUCUAUGCCAACGAGCGCGGUGAGCGGCAGGUCUUCACCUACUCACAGCUCAAGCACGAGGUCGAGCGCAUCGCAGCCGCCCUGCGCGGCAUGGGCAUCGAAAAGGGCGACCGCAUCACCAUCUACAUGCCCAUCAGCGCCGAGGCAAUCAUGCUCAUGCUCGCCACGGUUCGCAUCGGCGCAAUCCACAGCGUCGUCUUCGCGGGUUUCGGAGCCGGCGCGCUCGGCGACCGCAUUCAGGCUAGCGGCUCCCGGCUCGUCUUCGCCACAGACAUCACCUACCGCGCAGGACGCGACAUCCCCCUCAAGCACAUCGUUGACGCCUCCAUGGAAAUCGGCGGCGAAUCCGUCGAGCACGUCGUCGUACUCAGGCGGGACCCGGGCACUUCCAUGACCCCGGAGCGCGAUGUUGACUGGAACGACUUCCUCGCGCAGGGUGCAGGUAACGACGGCAGCCACGUCGAAAUGGAGUCCAACGAACCCGCCUACAUCCUCGCCACAUCCGGCACCACCGCCAAGCCCAAGCUCGUCGUCCACGCCCACGGCGGCUAUCAGGUCGGCAUACACAGCAUGGGCAAGUGGUGCUUCGGUCUCCGCGACACCGAUGUCUGGUGGUCAACCUCCGACAUCGGCUGGGUCGUCGGGCACUCUUACAUCGUCUAUGCGCCUCUUCUGGCGGGCGCAACUACCAUCGCCUUCGAGGGCGCAAUCAACCACCCUACGCCCGAUGCCAUCUGGCAGAUAACCGACGAGUUCGGAGUAACCGGCAUGUUCACCUCGCCCACCGCAGUGCGUCUGCUCAUGCGCUAUGGCGACGAGGGCAAGCCCAAGACAAAACUGCCUUCGCUGGAGCGCGUCUUCUGCGCAGGAGAGGUGCUGAACCCGCCCGCGUGGGACUGGCUGCAGAACGAGGCGCUCGAAGACAGAAUUCCGGUCAUCGACCACUACUGGCAGACCGAGACCGGCGGCCCCCUUGUCGGCAACCCAUACGGCUUGGCGAUGCUCCCAUCAAGCCCGGCUCCAGCGGAACGCCCAUGCCCGGCAUCGAAGCCGCCAUCAUGA
This is a messenger RNA of Geodia barretti, 1326 nucleotides long. NCBI's taxonomy places the organism in Eukaryota, Metazoa, Porifera, Demospongiae, Tetractinellida, Geodiidae. The record is from the annotation of a GenBank genome assembly.